Didymosphaeria variabile is the source of this 552-nucleotide messenger RNA. RefSeq lists its product as uncharacterized. NCBI's taxonomy places the organism in Eukaryota, Fungi, Ascomycota, Dothideomycetes, Pleosporales, Didymosphaeriaceae. Bases 1 to 552 code for a protein of 183 amino acids. The record is from RefSeq and is a predicted model, not a curated record. The transcript is spliced from 2 exons.
AUGUCCGGAAACAACAAAGAUCAGACCUCUACCCUCCAGAGCGUGGUCGACCAGGCCAGCGCAGCCAUCUCCUCUGGGAUCGCUUCCUUGACCGGCAAUCCCACCGACCAGCGCGAAGCAGACACCAAGCGCGCCACCGCCGAGGCCGAGCAUGACCUCUCCCACACCGCCGUUAAAGCCGGACCCUUCACCGCCAACGCCUCGGGCGGCGUCGCAAAGGACGACCCGAACCGCUCAGCGGGUUCUUGGAACCAGACCAUGGGCUCAGCGAAGGAAGCUGUCGGUGGACUCGUCGGCGCUGAGGGCUUGCGCCAGGAGGGCAUCCGACAGAACGAGGAGGGCAAGGGUCAGGAGGCUGAGGGCCAGGUUAAGGAUUUGGGCAAGGGCCUCAGCGACCGUGUUGGCGGAACCAUCGGUGGUGCGGUUGCCGGGUUGACUGGCAACGCCGCGCAGCAGACCGAGGCGCAGAGGCAGCAUGACGAGGGCAAGGCGCGACAGAGGGGCGUGGAGGCUGACCUGCAGAAGCAGGCGGAGCAUGAUAAGAAGAUGUGA